Messenger RNA from Arabidopsis thaliana (thale cress), 90 nucleotides. RefSeq lists its product as uncharacterized. The transcript has 2 exons. The record is from RefSeq and is marked reviewed. NCBI's taxonomy places the organism in Eukaryota, Viridiplantae, Streptophyta, Magnoliopsida, Brassicales, Brassicaceae. The annotation marks the transcript as partial.
AUGAAGAGAAGCGAAAUAAAAUAUAACCAGAAUGGGAGAAAAAAAGUGACUCGAAAUAUAAUAAUUGCCGCCGAUGAGAUCUGUUCUCUU